AUGGUAGAAGAUGGCUACAAGGAAGAUAUACCACUAAAUAGAAGGGCAAGGUCUUCUGAAAAGCCUCGCGAACAUGUUUCAAUGAAGGAAUUAUUUGCCUUUAGGGUACAAGAGAGGUUAGCUGAUGGAUCGCCAUUGCUUUACUCAAGGAGACUAUUUCAACAAUUCUUGGUGGAUGCAUAUUCAAUGAUUGAGUCUUCAAGGUUGAUGUAUAUUCACUUGGACCAGAACAAGUUUAGGUGUGAGAUGUAUAAGGGUUUAGCAGAAGCUGUCUUGAGAGGUGAAACAACGCCUUCAUCAAGGAAAAAACGUAUCAUACUACCAUCAUCAUUCACAGGAGGUUCGAGAUACAUAAUACAAAAUUACCAAGAUGCAAUGUCUAUCUGUAGAGUGGUUGGCUAUCCAGAUCUCUUCUUAACAUUCACUUGCAACCCUAAGUGGCCAGAACUAGAAGAUUUUCUUAAGAAUAGGGAACUUAAUGCCGAAGACAGACCAGAUGUUGUUUGUAGAGUUUUUAAAGUAAAACUUGAUCAUCUCAUACAAGACAUAAGAAAAAAAAGGAUUUUCAGAAGGGUUACUGCAGUUGUAUACACUAUUGAAUUCCAAAAGCGAGGCUUGCCACAUGCACAUAUUUUGGUGUUUAUACAUAGAGAUGAUAAAUAUCUAACCCCAGAAGAUAUUGAUAAGAUUAUAUGCGCUGAGAUACCAGAUAAAGAUGUCAACCUAACAUACUAUGAAGCUGUAGAGAAACACAUGAUGCAUGGACCAUGUGGAACUAUUAAACGGGACUCACCAUGCAUGAAAAAUGGAAAGUGCAUCAGACAUUUUCCCAAGAGAUUUGUUGAUAGUACAAGGGUUGAUGAGGAUGGAUAUCCUGUUUACAGACGGAGGGAGGAUGGAAAGACAAUAAUUAAAUCUGGAAUUGAAGAUAACAGAUAUGUUGUCCCACAGAACAGGACAUUAUUACUGAGGUAUGGCACUCACAUUAAUGUGAAGUGGUGCAAUCAAUCAAGAUCAAUCAAGUGUCUAUUCAAGUAUGUAAACAAAGGGAAUGAUCGAGUCACUACUUCGUUCUAUAGUAGUGCUAACACGGAUGCAGAAAAUGAUGAGUGUAAUGAAGUCUGUAUGUAUUAUGAUUGUAGAUACAUAUCUCCAUGUGAAGCAGUAUGGAGGAUAUUUGGUUACAACAUUCAUUAUAGAGACCCAUCAGUUAUACAUUUGGGCUUUCACUUGUCGGGUGAGCAACCAGUAGUUUUCCAAGAUCAUGAAAUCCUACGAGAUGUUGCUAGGAAAGCGCCUGUCAAAGAAUCAAUGUUCCUAGGAUGGUUUGAACUUUGA
Molecule: messenger RNA, 1338 nt
Organism: Arachis duranensis
Lineage: Eukaryota; Viridiplantae; Streptophyta; Magnoliopsida; Fabales; Fabaceae
Exons: 3
Coding region: 1-1338 (445 amino acids)
Source: RefSeq, a predicted model, not a curated record